CUUUAUUUUCCUCUAAUUUGAAGAGUUAUACUAGGCUGCUCUACAAUAAAUUUCAAGUUGUUUCAAGUCAAAUAACGGGGGAACUCACUCGUCAAAGACAAGGAGUUCUUCAAAAGAAGAGUGACAUGGAUGGAUCACAGAUAGAGAGACUUGCUGCCAAGCUGGGAAUAACAUCACAAAGAACUAAGAGAAAAGCAAAUGAGUUGCUGCGACUUGCCGAAGUGCGUGCUACGACAGGUGGCAUGGGGAGUUAUAAUGUGAGUGGUUCUUGCAAGGCUGUCAUCUGCCUCGACCUUGCAGCUCAACAGCAUGGAGAAACAGUAGAUAAGGCAAGUGUAAUAAAGCUGUCGGGGACAACAAAGAAGAUGUAUACAGCAUCUUAUAAGAUCCUGGAGAACCUGCUAGACCUACAAACAAGGUUGACAUUAAAAGAUCUGGCUGUGAAGUUUGGUUGCACCGGGAGUACAGAAUUGGCAACUAAAAUACUCACUAGAUACAGUCAGGACCAUGGGGGAAGCUUAGACAGUACAGAUGAUGAGAGUAGUAUAGAUUUUACCACACCUCUAUUCCAGUCAGCAGCCCUAUAUACAGCGUGCAAACACCAGAAAGUAAAGGUAGAUAAACAGAAGAUGGUAGAGAUAAGCUCCGGCAAGAAAUAUGUGUUUGACAAACUAGUAGUAGAAAUGACAAAACUAGCUGCAAAAUUAACAGAGAAAACUAAAAUAGUUUCACCAGGAAAGAGGUCUGCCAACUCCCUCAUGCAAGAUGUGGAGAAAUCAUUACAAGAUAUUGGGGCAACAAAUAAACAACAAAAACUUGCAGAUACCACUGAAGAAAUAGAAGAUUAUGAAGUGUGGAAAAAACGAAUAUUGGAGAAUGCUAGAAAAGCACUAGCUAAACAAUCAUAGCGAUACUUAGACAGAUUAUAUAAGUAUCUCAUUAAAACAAAAGUUACAUUUUUCAAAAACCUGGUUCAGCUGCAAAUAUUGUAUAUAUUUGGACUUUUUCUAAUAAAUUUGUACCAAAAUUAUAGAUGAGAUUGAUGUUGAAAUUAUAUGAAUUGAAUUAUAUGUGUUGAACUUUCUCCUUCAUUAUAUCUCCAAGGGUUUUCAGCAUUUUAUAAGCCAUCUAUAUGAAAAUAUGUGACAAUCUGGAUGCAAUUAGAAAAGUGUAACAAAUAUUACAGACUGUGUAGUGUCAGUCACAAGACUGUUGGCUGUAACAAUGUCCCCAGUUUAUGACCAUUGUGUAACUAUUCUAGUGCUUAUGUAAGGCCUCCUUCAGGUAGGGUGAUUUUUAUAAGUUCAAAAUUGCAACAAGUCAAAUGGCACGAAAAGUUUUCUGAAGGGGCUGUUUGGAUGACUGAGGUACUACUAUCAUUUAUAAAACAAGACGGACUUACUGAAAACUUUUCAAAAUUUAUUUCUGUAAAAAUAUGCAUAAAAUUCACAAUAUUUACACAGCAAUAUAUACAGAAGAAUACACUUUACAAUUUUUAAGCUAUCAGUAAUGUCAGUAUAAAUGCCUCAAUCCAAAAGGUUAGCUACAUUACUCAUUC
This is a messenger RNA of Owenia fusiformis, 1558 nucleotides long. Lineage: Eukaryota; Metazoa; Annelida; Polychaeta; Sabellida; Oweniidae. The record is from the annotation of a GenBank genome assembly.